CAGAAUCAGGCUCAGGAGCAGAUCGUUAAGCAACCUUUCCGACGAGAUCUUCAACAACGAAUGUCUCCACCUCCAGGCCCCCCUCCUGCACCCCCCCCUCCUCCACCCCCUGUACUCUCAUCCACGUCGGUUUUACCAUCUAGCAGGUGGACAUCAUCCUAUAGUGAGCGAGAAGUCCGCACUACCGUACCUGCGCCGUCCCAGUCCCCCGCUCCCGGGUUGGACGCUCAGACAUUACAGCAGCACUUUUGGAAACCUAUUAACAGCGAUGAUCUGGGUUUCUUUUGCAGCACGCUGCCGCUGGUCUACGCAAGACCCAGUACAGUAGAUCGCUACGCGUCGACCAGCCCGGUGUACCCGAUGGAUAUGUGGAGUCAGAGGAUGUACGAUUGCCUGGACGAUAUUGGACGAACAGUACGUUCGAUGAGGCGUUGGAAUCAAAUAAAACCAGAAAAGCGGUAUGCUAGCAAACUGUUCCUGUGUUUUAGAUGCUAA
This is a messenger RNA of Enterobius vermicularis (human pinworm), 495 nucleotides long. NCBI's taxonomy places the organism in Eukaryota, Metazoa, Nematoda, Chromadorea, Rhabditida, Oxyuridae. The record is from the annotation of a GenBank genome assembly.